This is a messenger RNA of Lodderomyces pseudojiufengensis, 813 nucleotides long. RefSeq lists its product as uncharacterized. The transcript has a single exon. The record is from RefSeq and is a predicted model, not a curated record. Bases 1 to 813 code for a protein of 270 amino acids. Lineage: Eukaryota; Fungi; Ascomycota; Pichiomycetes; Serinales; Debaryomycetaceae.
AUGGUCAAUUUCAACGUUAAUGGUAAAAUUGCUUUAGUCACUGGUGGAACAAGAGGAUUAGGUUUACAUUGUGCAGAAGCAUUAGUUGAAAAUGGAGCUAAAACAGUCAUAAUUACAUCAAGAAAAGCAAAAGCUUGUGAAGAAGCUAAAGUUCAAUUAGAAGAAUUAGCAAAAAAAAAAGGAAAUAAUCAAUGUGAAAUUAUAUCAAUACCAGCUGAUUUAGCUGAUGAAAAACAAUGUGAAGAAUUAUUUAAAAAAAUUAAUGAAAAAAUUGAUAAAUUAGAUAUUUUAGUUGCUAAUGCUGGUGCAACUUGGGGUGCUCCAUUAGAAGAUCAUAGUGUUUCAGCUGUUAAAAAAGUAUUAAAUUUAAAUGUUGCAGCUGUUUAUCAUUCAAUUCAAUUAUCUGUACCAUUAUUAGAAAAAGCAGCUACAAAAGAAGAUCCUUCUAGGAUUAUUAUAAUGUCAUCAAUUAUAUCUGUUUUAAGUAAUGAUUCAGUUGGUACUUAUGGUUAUUUAGCUUCAAAAGCUGCCGUCUCACAUUUAGGUAGAAAUUUAGCUGUACAAUUUGCUCCAAGACAUAUUAAUGUUAAUUCUAUUUUACCUGGUUUUUUCCCAACUAAAAUGGCAAAUGGUUUAAUUGAAGUUGCUGGUGAUAUGAUGAGAGAAACUAAUCCAAGAGGUAGAUUAGGUGAAAAAGAAGAUUUACAAGCUGCUUUAAUUUUCUUAUGUUCAAAACAAGCUAAUUAUAUUAAUGCUGUUGAAUUACCAGUAGAUGGUGGAGCAAAAAAUAAUAGUCCUGCUUCACAUUUUUAG